AUGCACCUCACAGCAUCGCAACUCCGCUUCAUCAAGAAGGUGCGGACCACUCUCCGAGAGUAUGACGAUGAGUUGCAAGCCAUAAACUACAAGAUAUGGUCCAACCCGGAGGUCGGCUACAAGGAACAUAAAGCUCAUGACAACAUCUGCAGUCUCUUCGAUGGGCUCAAAUCGAACGGUUAUACUGUCAAGCGACACGUAUACGGCUUAGAGACAGCGUUUGAGAUUGACUACACGCAUGGUAACGCAGCCAAUGGCCGCGUCCUAGUCUUCAACGCAGAAAUAGAUGCGCUCCCAGGUAUCGGCCACGCCUGCGGGCACAACCUCAUCGCAACGAGUUCAAUCGCCGCUUUUAUCGCAACCUGCGAGGCGAUGAAGUCACUGGCUUCCGCAGACCUAAACUACACCAUCCGUCUCCUCGGCACGCCAGCAGAGGAGUCAGGGGGUGGGAAGAUCCGGCUGCUAGAUAAUGGAGCAUACAAGGAUGUCGACGCCUGUCUAAUGCUCCAUCCUGCGCCUAUGGCGCCCGACAGACCAGACCUCCUUAGUCUUGCAACUGCACCUGCAGGCGGGUUCCUCGCGAAUGAUAAAGUCAGGGUAACAUAUACUGGAAAGCCUGCUCACGCUGCCGCUGCACCAUGGGAGGGAGUCAACGCCCUUGAUGCCGUUGUCGCCGCAUACGUGAAUAUCUCCCUCCUCAGACAGCAGAUGCAGCCUACGCAGCGAGUCCAUGGGAUCAUUGUCAACGGCGGCGACCGCCCGAACAUCAUCCCCUGGUCAGCGAGCGUGGACUAUUACAUCCGGUCACCAACACUGGCGUCACUGAAGCCACUAACCGAGAAAGUCGUGAAAUGCUUUGAGGCCGCGGCGGUUGCGACGGGAUGCGAGGUGGGUUUCGAAUGGGGCCUUUCAUACUCAGACCUCAAAUCCAACACCCCCAUAUGUGAGAGCUACGUCUCCGUAAUGCGUGCAAUGGACCACCACGUCCUCUUCACCGCCCCGCCCGGCCAAACCGGCGGAGCCUCGACAGAUAUGGGAAACGUAUCAUAUGCCCUCCCCGGAUUCCACGGAAUUUUUACCAUUCCCGCGAAAGGCGGAAACCAUACACCGGAGUUUGCAGAGGGAGCUAGAACGUUUGAGGCGUAUAGGCGAGGCAUGGAUUGCGCGGCUGGUAUGGCUGUCGUCGCAUGUCAUUUCCUGGAGAACGAUGGGUUUGCGAAGCAGGUUAAGGAUGAUUUUUUGAGGGCUGAGGCUCUGACGAUAGGUGGUAGUUGUUAG
Aspergillus calidoustus is the source of this 1278-nucleotide messenger RNA. NCBI's taxonomy places the organism in Eukaryota, Fungi, Ascomycota, Eurotiomycetes, Eurotiales, Aspergillaceae. The record is from the annotation of a GenBank genome assembly.